CCCUAAUCUUGAUUGCCAUGGGCAACCCAAUCAGAAACACACAGAAUGCAGUACUGGACACAUCCCAUCCCAGUGUAGCAUAGCCAGAGAGCACAGACACUUCAGUGAAAGGCCAUCGCAGUAGUGUGAUUCCGCCAGCAUGGCUCACCUCUCCCUUCUCCAUCUGGUCCUCCUGAAUCUGCUCCAGCUGUGCAUUCUUACAGAAGCUCAAAGCUCCACACCCCCAGCUCCUAAGACAACCACCCAAGCUACAGAAGCUCAAAGCUCCACACCCCCAGCUCCUAAGACAACCACCCAAGCUACAGGCUUCAUCGAUCUCCCUGCUUCUGUGGCCAUUUUGGAAAGUACCCGUCCCAGGAGUGUGGUAGUGGAGUUUCGAGUGCAGAGUGCUGACCCCAGUCCCACCGUGGAGAUAGUUUCUCUCAUACCAGAGUCCAGAGUGUUUGAGACACCCAUUGUCAGUCAGGUCAAUGCCUCCAACAUCUUCACUGUCCAGAUUGUACUGAAUGACUCACUGGAUUACGAGACAGUGGGCCUCCACAGUGUGCGUCUGGCGCUGGUCACUGCGGGUGGCCGUGUGGAGCAGACCUUUCACGUGCAGGUGAUCGACGUGAACGAACCACCGCAGUGUCAGCCUUUGUUUCAGCUACCAGAGGAUGGGAUUAUUACAACUGCCUUCAACCUGGACCUGGAGUCUGACCGGUCCCUGGAGCAGAGAGUCCUGCUGGUCAGGGCCUUCAGUGUGUCCGAGGGUCGGCGUGGGACUGCCACAGUCACCGUCAAUGUGCUGGAUGUCAACGAGCAUGCUCCCUUCUGCGUCCCCUCUAUCUUUGUGUUGACAGUGCCAGAGACUACAGAAAUAGGGAAGAGCCUGGGAACAGUGAUGUGUGGUGACAUUGACAUCAGCAACCACAAUGUGUUACUUACACUGCGUGACAACGAUGCUUCACUCUAUAAGUUCCGCCUUCAGGAUGGCCAGCUUCAGGUGAAUGGUACUCUGGACUAUGACACGGCAAGAAUCGCCACCAACAGCUUCCAGUAUGAGGCCACCAUCCUGGUCACUGACAGCAGAGCUCCGCCCCUCACAACGGUCAUCCCGGUUAUGGUCACCGUGACACCGGUCAAUGAGUUUGACCCCCAGUUUGUGGGUCCGUUUGAGAUUGUGGUCCCGGAGGACGCUCAGUGGGGGUCUGUGGUUGGGACAGUGAAGGCCAUGGAUGCAGACUGGAGGUUUGAUGCCCUGCUCUACUCCCUCCCUGGAGGAGACGCCCUCUUCUCCAUUAACCCUGUAGGAGGACAGCUGUACCUCAAAGGAAGCCUGGAUUUUGAGGUUAAGGAAGUGUACAGUCUGAGGGUGCAGGCUGUGGAUUUUGGCCAAGACGUGGAUCUCACUGUUCAGAGGACUGGAGCUGUGGAUAUCACCAUAAGAGUACAGAAUUUGAACGAUAACCCCCCGGUGUGUGACCCUGUCUCCUAUGAGUCCAACAUCUUCUCCACCCGCUCUGCAGGGCUUCCUAUCCUCACCCUGAGCUGCACUGACAGGGAUAGGGAUCCUCUCACUGCCACCAUCACCAAUGGCGCUGCGGUCGACCGUUUCCAGAUGAACGGUUUAACCCUGUCCUCCAGAAACGCCUUCUCUUAUGUACCGGGUGCCGUGUAUGACCGCACAAUGUUCGAAGUCACCAUCGCGGUGUCCGAUGGCAAGCACACCACCGAUGUCGUGGCCUAUAUCUACGUGGUUCCAUGGACCACCACUGUGCCUACCACCACCACAACCACCACGCCUAAGCCUCCUCAGGUGGUGACUGUAGUGCAGGAGUUUUGGGACCCGGACCGGUGGUUUGUGGUGGUUCUGACUAUAACUGGGGCCUUGCUCCUGCUCUCUCUGGCCCUGCUCAUCUGGAAGAUCCUGACAUGGACUUCAGUUUGUGCGACAACAGACCCAGAAGCAUCAGACAAUCUGCUGAAGAACAGCCUGGAUAGUGAAGAACCAAGGAAGCAAGAUGCAGCCAAUCAGAACUAUCAGUCAUCACUAGAUGGCACCACUAGCCUUCCCAAAGAAGACUCGCAGAAAACCCUCAUGAGAUUUGAUGGGAAAGCUGAAGAUCCAGUGUCUGGACGGAGCUAUCUGUUUGACUCCAAAACGGGGGAGAGGCGCUGGCUGUAAUGGACCCUCCUGUUCUCUCAUUUCACACCAGAAAUGGAAAGCACUG
Messenger RNA from Anguilla anguilla (European eel), 2213 nucleotides. RefSeq names its product cadherin-related family member 4-like. The coding region runs from base 140 to 2167 and encodes 675 amino acids. The transcript is spliced from 18 exons. Gene Ontology annotation, molecular function: calcium ion binding; cadherin binding. The record is from RefSeq and is a predicted model, not a curated record. Gene Ontology annotation, cellular component: catenin complex; membrane. Gene Ontology annotation, biological process: homophilic cell-cell adhesion. Lineage: Eukaryota; Metazoa; Chordata; Actinopteri; Anguilliformes; Anguillidae.